AUGGCCAUACGGCGAGCAUUAAGGCUUUUGCCAGCUGUUGGCGUCAUUUGCCUGUACAUGAGCUCAUUGCGAAAUGGCUCGUCCAGAGCGUGGGCCACUCCGAGAAGCCCCAGCCAAGAUGCGGCAGUGGGCUAUUACACAGCAGCACUGAAGGGAGCUGCACAGGUCACUGGCCCCGAGAGCUCAGCCUUCAAGCGACUGGCACGGCUUCACUACCAUGCGGUAGAGCUGAGACGCGAGCGGAAGUGGGCCCGAGCAUCAGCGGUGUACCGGACAGCCAUAGCUCUGCAACAGCACAUGCCGGCAGCGAAAGAGGUUCCUGCCUGUGCCGCGGCUGCUUGUACUUGGCUGAACCUAGCGUUGACAGAGCAGAACAACCACCACUUCGAUAAAGCACGCCAAGCUUUUCAAGAUGGGACGCGAUUUGUCCAGGACAUGAUGCAGAAGGAGUUUGACGUGUGGAUUGAUGGCCAGAAUCGACUGCGCUCUCGAACCAUUGCCCAAUCAGAAUGCACAGAGGUGAAAACAGCCUGCAAGUGGCUCGCCACUCUCCUGGUGGCGUGGGGGCUUCUCGAGACCAGGCGAGGUUUCCGAGGCCGUGCGAAGGUGCUGGCAGAACGUGCUUCAAUCCUGGAUGGAAGCAAGGCCAAGGUCCUUUCCUGGAAGGUUGUCCGAGGCAUAUGA
Molecule: messenger RNA, 684 nt
Organism: Symbiodinium pilosum
Lineage: Eukaryota; Dinophyceae; Suessiales; Symbiodiniaceae
Source: the annotation of a GenBank genome assembly